GUAUGAUUAAUUUCUUGACCAACACACUAGACUGGAUGCAAUUUAUACACAACCUCACUCAAGCCUGCUUCAUGCUGGGUGAUAACAUAGUAACCUGUAUAUGUUACCUAAGAAUACUGUGAAGCCCUCUACUUAUGUGGACAGUUGUGCUCUGAUAAUAAGCCUCUUUAACCAAGACUUGGCAAUCAUAAUCCUGACAAGACAAGAACUACUGUAUAUUUUUCUAUUACCCCAUCUCCCCAGAAUAACAUUCUACACAGCAGUAGGUAUAUCAUGGGCCCCUAUUUGGAGAAUGGUAACCACUGGACCUUUGUUCAUUUUGACCUAACCUCCAAGGUCAUUACAUAUGCCAAUUCUUUGGGUGAGUCUACGGAUAAGAUGUCCGCAAUCAAAGACAAUUGGGGAAAAUUUGCAGAGGCUAGGCAGACAACUGGACCUUGGACUAUUAAGUCCUUUAAACAUGCAAAGCAAAUGGACAGCGUGUCCUGUGGUGUUUUCACCAUCAUGUUUGCAGAAUGCCACCUUAGUGUCUCCCCCUUCAGGGACUGCUGUCUUUUCACAAAAAGACAGCAAUUGACACAAGAGCUUUGGGCAGCACUAGAUCGCACCAAACGAUGUGGUUCUUGUGUUAAGCUGCUGCAUGGCAAAGGGGUUAAAUGUGGUACCUGUAGUGGGCAUUGCCACACUAUGUGCCUGCAAAAGAAGGGCCUGUGUUUUCUUUGUGCUUAUGACUCUGACGUUGUCCAGGUGGACAACACGGAAGAGGUUGUUGUCGUGGAGAAGGCUACCUACACUCAGAUGGAUGACUCUGACGUUGUCCAGGUGGACAACACGGAAGAGGUUGUUGUCGUGGAGAAGGCUACCUACACUCAGAUGGAUGACUCUGACGUUGUCCAGGUGGACAACACGGAAGAGGUUGUUGUCGUGGAGAAGGCUACCUACACUCAGAUGGAUGACUCUGACGUUGUCCAGGUGGACAACACGGAAGAGGUUGUUGUCGUGGAGAAGGCUACCUACACUCAGAUGGAUGACUCUGACGUUGUCCAGGUGGACAACACGGAAGAGGUUGUUGUCAUGGAGAAUGCUACCUACACUCAGAUGGAAGCAGAGACCACAGAGGAAGGAGUUGCAGAUGGUGGCCUGGCACAAGAAUCAGCAGCCGCAGAGGGGGAACAAGUAUUAUUUGAAGUGGAGAGUGUUCUCCGAAUAUCUGAUGGGACCAAGGCCAAAAGAUAUACAGUGACUAGGGAGGAACUGUUUAGAAGGUGUGGGUCACCAGAGUGCUAUUCAUCCAAUGCUCUGGUGGCCUACUUAAGGAAAGGCAAGAGCCAAAAAGAGGUGCUCGUGGCCAAGUUGCACAAGUUGGAGGUCAAGCCAGGACCACGAAUCAAGUUGUCAACAAGUGUCAGCAAGUUGUGUGAAGAGGAAUGUGUGACCCUUUCAGAGGAUCUGAACUACCUGGCAGCAAAGUUCCUCCCCAUCACCAAAAUCAGCCAGACCUGUCUGGAGGAGGGUGAUGGAUUACAUGAGGCCAUUGCAAAAACUGAAAACUGCAGGAUCUGCCCCUCAUGUCUCUGCUGGACAGUUUGGUACUCCAUCCAGCACCUGAAAGUUUCUACAAAGAGACUAAAAUCUCUCUGUUAGCACAUUCCAAUUAUAUUGACCAGGUUUCUUUGCAAAUAAAUGAACAGAAAGCAGGACAGAAGUGUUCAUAACAGUCAGUAGAAAAGAAAACCAACAGAAAAAUGAUAAAGCCAACCUCCUUUUUCCACUGGAAGGUCUCAAUUUGACUUGUGUAAGUUGGUUAAAACUUAGCGUAAUUUAGUCAUAUCCACUUAUCCCUGCAUGUCCAAUUGUCACUAAAACAUUCAUUCAACAACAAAGGGAAGAAAAGACAACAAGCGUUAGUUUGGUUUUAUUUGAGAGGAGAACAGAAGAGAUGUGCCCAGUUACAACUCCUUAUUGCUCUGAAAACACAUCCUGGGCCUCCUCUCUCUUUAUUGUUAAAAGGGAGUUCCUUAGUUACAAAAACCUGGUAUGAUGUGACAUUCAAAAUAAUACAACGAUGUUCACACAGUUCAGUUCAGCUUUUUGAAAAGAGUCAUAUCUCUGCAGGCCUUCUGCAAUGAUAAGAGAAACAUUUGAAACACAUAGCAUGGGGUAGGAUGAAGCAUGGUAUAUGCUCCAGUAAAUAAAUGACAAUACUAAUAAACACAAACACAAUAAUACAUAAGAGAGAUAUGAGUCAUUUGAAUCACUGAAUGGACAUUUGAAUAUCUGAAUAAACUCAAACCUUAAAACCUUAUUAAUAAUAAUGAGUAAAUAUGUGAUAAAUGCAAUUAACAUAGUAAAUAAAGUAAAAUAAUUCCAACACAAAUUUUGAUUAUGACUUCUUACCGUACACCUGCAAAGGCUCACUUAUCAGUCUUCUGUUGGAAGAAAGGUGGCAUUUCCGGAUCUCCAUCCAGCUUCUGGUAUAGCAAUAGCUCAGAAAAAAACAUUUAUGUUAGUAUUUAGGUAAGGCAUGCAGACAAAAUCAAGACAUGCAGCUGGUUCAGCUUCUUUCACAGCUUGUGGCCAUCAGUAAUUAUUCCUGCUGCAGUUUGUGUUAACAAAGCAGCAGGAGAGUGAUCAGAGUUAUAAAUAAUGCUGGUCUUAACCAGUGGCUAAAGUAAGCCGGUACAGUCUGGCACUGCGUAUACAGGAGGCAAAAGGGGAGAGCGGCUGCCAGAUGAAGCCUUCAUUCAGAACCAGUCAUGGCUGCACGCUGGAUCAGAAAACAGAUCUGCUAAUCAGAUGUAGUCUAAAACACCACUCUUUAUAAGUUUUGUUUUUAUUAAUUCUGUACUUCUUUUAACUACAUGCGCUGUGUUUCGUUGCCUCAACGCUCUUACUGCUCCUCUCCCCUCCCUUCUCUGCGGUCAAGUGCAGUCUCCCUUAUCUCGGAGCCAGGGGCUUUUAUCAGCAGCUAAAAAAAGUGUUUAUUUUCUACUGUCACUUAGGCCAAUGCAUGAGGGUGGAGAGCUCUGGUAUUAAUCAUAAUAGAAGAAACAUUUUUAAAUUUAAAUGUAGUGAAACAAGACAUUGCUUUUUAACACUAGUUGAAAAGAGUAAUCAAGAAAAUAAACCAAACAGUCCCAAAUAAAUGAAAGCGCUUUGCUAAUGAGCAGUGGACUAAAAUACCUGACCGCAGGUGCAGAGUCUGACUGAGAGUUACAGAAAAUACCUGAUUGCAACGAUCGCCUCAAAGGUUUGCUCAACAAAAUACUAGAGAAUGAUUCAAUCAUGGUUGUUUGGCUUUUUUAUUAUUUUAUAUUUUUCGAAUAUUUCUGUUGAACCUCAAUUCAAAAGCAACGUCAUGAUUUUUUUUUUAUCAGAUUUUUAUUUAUAAUUACCCUUGUCAAUUUGAAUUUAUUUGAGUAAUGGCUGUUUUUUCCUUCUUUAAUUGGGAGGGUGUGAACAAAUUUUAAAAUGACUAAGUAUGUCAAAUGUAGGUGUUACUGUGAGGGUUAGGGUAGACAUGUAGUUUAUUUCUCGGAACUUGUGAAGUCUCCUUUUCUACACCAGGCAUGAAUGUUUUUUGAAUCUACUUUUUCAAGUUAUAUCUGUAUAACAUAAUGUCUGAAUCAAGUGUGAUCAACCACUACUCUGAAUUAAGCUGUAAGUAACCAUAUGUUUAAUAUUGCAUUUCCAGAAUGAGUGUGUUGGAAGAGAAAGAUGCUUUGGUUGUCAAACAACUGGAUACAUAUAUCAAGUACAGCUGGAACUGGUCUUAGACUAGAUGCUGAAAGGACAACAGCUUUCAUUUAAUCUGGGAGAUGUCUUCAGAAAGAUCAGUGAACAGGAUUUUGCAGGUCCAGGUGCAGGUGCAUGUCAUAGCAUCCACACACAGUGUAGCCAGCACCUUUCUUCCAAGCAGAGAGACAGCAUCAACAAGCCAGGGUUCUGCAAGCCAGGGACCAGAAAUAGUCAGGCAGCAGUGCCAGGCAAAGAUCCCUGUAUCAACUUUAAACCGCAUAGCAAAUGCAGAGGUAGGUUUGGAUUGUUAGUCAGUACAGGCAGCUUCAGCAUUUACGUGUAGAGCACAUGACUAGUUCAGGUCACUUGCAGCAUCAUCACCUAAGCAUGGAAUGCACUACAUUUGCAUUCAGCACAGAACUUGCUAACUGGCUAUGUAGCGAGCAAAAAAUGAAGAGCUACUGCAUGUCGAGCUGUUAAGUGACUUAAUAGAAGAAUUUAGAUAUGGAGAUAACACAAGUAUGGAGUAGCGGUAUAAAUACAAAAACUGUAUAAUUCUACCUAUUCCCUUUCACAACAUGUAUCCUUUAUUGCAUUUUACAUUUAUAUAAAUGGGAUUCCUGGCAUUUUUGAGCCAAUUAAUAAAAACUGACCGCCCCUGAACAGGUCCUUUUGGUAUUCAAUUUUGACAUUAACAUGGCCUCAUCGGUGCAAACCAGACCCUAUUAUACCCCCAAAACCUCAGAAAAAUGAAAAUUGUUGUCAUCUCCCCUUUAAGACUGGCUUUUCAAAUAAACCUAAUUUGGUGGAGUGGGAACUCUUCAGUAUUUUGUUUUUCAUGGUUUUAUGGUUACAGCUCUGCAGGAGGGGAGAUUCAUGUUGCCAAAAGCUCAGAGGCAACAUGUUCUGCCAACAUGGUGUCCCCUGCCUGUCUACUUCACUGUCUAUGCAUCUCAUACUUUAUUUACAUAUUUGCUUAGAAUUAGGCAGUCAAAGUAUUGAUUCCUUGUAUCUGCAGGCUGAUAAUUA
This is a messenger RNA of Fundulus heteroclitus (mummichog), 4767 nucleotides long. RefSeq lists its product as uncharacterized. The transcript is spliced from 17 exons. The coding region runs from base 274 to 1644 and encodes 456 amino acids. NCBI's taxonomy places the organism in Eukaryota, Metazoa, Chordata, Actinopteri, Cyprinodontiformes, Fundulidae. Gene Ontology annotation, molecular function: cysteine-type peptidase activity. The record is from RefSeq and is a predicted model, not a curated record. Gene Ontology annotation, biological process: proteolysis.